Messenger RNA from Tetrahymena thermophila SB210, 1014 nucleotides. RefSeq names its product class I chitinase. Gene Ontology annotation, molecular function: chitinase activity. The record is from RefSeq and is a predicted model, not a curated record. Gene Ontology annotation, biological process: defense response to fungus; chitin catabolic process; cell wall macromolecule catabolic process. The transcript has a single exon. Lineage: Eukaryota; Ciliophora; Oligohymenophorea; Hymenostomatida; Tetrahymenidae.
AUGAAAACUCAUUAAAUUUAUCUUAUUUUCAUUUCACUAAUCCUACUUUUGUUAGGUUCUUAUAUUAUAAUUUCAUCAAAUCAUCCAAAUAAGACUUCAAGAGAUUUUAAGGCAUGGCUUUCUACAAUUCCUCCUAAUCCUUGGGGAGACACAAGUUUAAGAGCAUUAAUUAGAAAUCUUAAUGGUGUUGUUACUGUUUAAUAGCAAGAUUCUUGGCUUGAGAGCAUUACUGAAGCAGCAAAAUCUUUCCCAGAUUUUUGCAAUAGUGGAGAUGAAGCUAAAGAUAAAUAAGAAUUCUCAGCAUUCUUAACAAUUAUUGGUUAUGAAACUUCAUUUAACUCUGCUAAUGGUUUUCCAUGCACAAUUGAAAAUGGUUGUCCUAAUUGUGAUGUUUGUUCUUAUAAUUCACUCGGAAAAGAGUGUUUAGAAGAUGACCUUAAGUAAUACUUUGGCAGAGGUCCUUUGCAGCUUUCUUGGAAUUAUAACUAUGGACCAUUCUCACAAUAUUACUUUCAAGAUGAUAGAUUGUUAAGUAAUCCAAAUAUCUUGACAACAAAUUAAACCUAUUGCUGGGCUAGUGCUAUUUGGUUUUGGAUGACAAAAUAAAAUUAUGGAGGUUGGUGUAUGCCUUAAGUUGCAUGGCCAGGCAAAAAUUAAUGCGAUUUAGAUUGCCCUAACGGACCCUCUAGUUGUAAGAAUAGCUAAUGUACUUCAAAUCAUUGGAUGGAACUUUAAAACGCUAGUUGUCAUGAUGCUAUUCAUACAGGUAAUGGAAUAGGCUAAGUAAUUAAUAUUAUUAAUGGACUUUAUGAUUGUUGUCCCUCAAGUACUUACUUUGCUUAAGGAGGACACACAAUAGACAGAAUAUCAUCUUUUGUUUAAAUUCUUGAAAAUUGGAAUGAGCCUAUUCCAUUUAAGGUAUUAAAUCCUGCUCCUAUCUAUGAUUGCCCUAUAGCUCUUAAUCACGUAAACUGCUAAAAUAUUGAAUAAACUGGGUCAUGCAGAGCUAUGUGA